Messenger RNA from Capronia coronata CBS 617.96, 573 nucleotides. RefSeq lists its product as uncharacterized. NCBI's taxonomy places the organism in Eukaryota, Fungi, Ascomycota, Eurotiomycetes, Chaetothyriales, Herpotrichiellaceae. Bases 1 to 573 code for a protein of 190 amino acids. The record is from RefSeq and is a predicted model, not a curated record. The transcript has a single exon.
AUGGCCGCGAUCGGGAAGUCAUUCGCAUUCCACCCGACGAUCUUCUGGGCAUUACUCAUGCCGCACGCCGUCCAGGUCCCAGUCCCGGUCCCGCAAUCGGAACAACCCGGCCGUCGAGACACUUGUCGACAGGCCUUCCGUGGCAGGAGGUCAUCGUGGCGCGCGAGUCUCCAGUGCGUCGGCCCGAACCGGUUUUCAUCGUGCGAGAACCGCGAAGAGGGAGAGGUCGAGACCGAGGGAUACGGGCUGAACGAUUCGUGGAGAGAGGGAGACCUCUUGAUCGGGAUGGAGGUUGGGGAUGGGGUUGGGGUCCUCGUCUGGGUCAAGGUCAAGGUCAACAUCAGAGGCGGAACGGAAAUGAAGGAAGAAGAGUCUGGUUCGAUCCCCAGCCUCAUUGGAUCGAGGAGAGGAGACCUCGGAAUCUUCACCAUCUUCACCCUCACCCUUACCCUCACCCUUACCCUCAGCGCGGCCGAUGGGGCGAGGGAGGGGAAAACGAGCACAGAGGCGGACCUGGACCUGGCGGGGCGAGGAUCAUCGAGCGAGAACCCGUCUUUCGAUGAAUUGGUCUGA